Messenger RNA from Neohortaea acidophila, 3269 nucleotides. RefSeq lists its product as uncharacterized. The transcript has 3 exons. The record is from RefSeq and is a predicted model, not a curated record. Bases 198 to 3206 code for a protein of 1002 amino acids. Gene Ontology annotation, cellular component: membrane. Gene Ontology annotation, biological process: calcium ion transmembrane transport; intracellular calcium ion homeostasis. Lineage: Eukaryota; Fungi; Ascomycota; Dothideomycetes; Mycosphaerellales; Teratosphaeriaceae. Gene Ontology annotation, molecular function: P-type calcium transporter activity; ATP hydrolysis activity; ATP binding.
CAGCUGUGCUUUCACCAAGUCUUGGACAAGCCUCACUCUCCUGCCCCUCUCCCCCACUCCCCAAUUCCUACAUCCCUCUACGAAUUCAAUCAGACAACGCCGACAUCUUCGAUGCUGUCUCAACCUACGACUCGAUUUCCACUACUCCGUUAAAUCCUCCUUUCGCCAACCGGCCGGCCGCCGGCACCCCCGACAACAUGGAGAACGCCUACGUUCGCUCCACCCAAGAAAUCCUCCGGCAUUUCAACGUCGUCGAGAAGACUGGACUCUCACACAAGUCUGUCACUGCCGCACGAGAGAAAUACGGCCGAAAUGCGAUCCCUGAAGAUCCACCAACACCGCUCUGGGAGCUGAUCUUGGAGCAAUUCAAGGAUCAGCUCGUCAUCAUCCUCCUCGCCUCCGCCGCCAUCUCCUUCGUCCUGGCCUUGUUUGAAGAAGACGAGGGCUGGACCGCUUUCGUCGAUCCCGUCGUCAUCUUGACGAUCCUCAUUCUUAACGCUAUUGUGGGUGUGAGCCAAGAGAGCUCGGCAGAGAAGGCGAUCGCCGCACUGCAAGAGUAUUCGGCGAACAAAGCGAAAGUCCUGCGGGAUGGCAUGAUCAGCGAGGUCAAGGCUGAAGAGCUGGUGCCUGGAGAUAUCGUCCAUGUUGCAGUCGGCGACAGGAUACCGGCGGAUUGUAGGCUCUUGAGCGUCCAGAGCAACAGCUUCAACGUCGACCAGUCUAUCCUGACCGGCGAGAGCGAGAGCGUGGGGAAGGAGACGCAUGCCAUCAAGGACGAGCAGGCCGUGAAGCAGGACCAGAUCAACAUCUUGUUCUCCGGCACGACCGUCGUUACUGGCCACGCUCAUGCCGUCGUCGUGUUAACCGGACCAAACACUGCAAUCGGAGACAUCCACGAAUCCAUCACCGCGCAGAUCUCGCAGCCCACCCCGCUCAAGGAAAAGCUGAACGAUUUUGGCGACAUGUUGGCCAAAGUCAUCAGCGGUAUCUGCAUCCUCGUCUGGCUGAUUAACAUUCAACACUUCAACGACCCCUCCCAUGGCAAUUCUUGGACAAAGGGCGCCAUCUACUACCUGAAGAUCGCCGUCUCGCUCGGUGUCGCUGCCAUUCCCGAGGGCCUAGCAGUCGUCAUCACCACUUGUCUGGCGUUGGGCACGAGAAAGAUGGCGGCAAAGAACGCCAUUGUCCGCUCUCUUCCCUCCGUGGAGACGCUCGGAAGCUGCAGCGUCAUCUGCUCCGACAAGACUGGCACCCUCACCACCAAUCAGAUGAGCGUCAGCAAGGUCGUCUACAUCAACGAAGCCGGCAACGACCUCGACGAGCUGGACAUCCAAGGCACUAGCUUUGCUCCGGAUGGCGAGGUCUUGAAGAACGGCAAGCCCGCGACCAAUCUCGCGGUGUCGUCCAGCACCGUGGCGCAGAUGAUCCAAGUUGCCGCCAUUUGUAACGACGCUCAGCUGUCUUGGGAUGACAAGAACAAGACGUAUCACAGCGUUGGCGAACCAACAGAAGGCGCAUUGAGAGUGCUGGUGGAGAAGAUUGGGUCUACCGACUCUGCACGCAACGCCAGACGCUCGUCCCUCCAUCCCGAGGAGAAGCUGCACUUCAUGAGUCAGGCCUACGAAGACAAAGCCCCGAAAUUGAGAACCUUUGAGUUCUCCCGCGACCGGAAGAGCAUGUCUGUCCUCGUCUCCAACAACGACAAGUCGAAGCAGCUUCUGGUCAAGGGCGCCCCGGAAUCUGUCAUCGACCGCUGUACUCACUGCUUAACUGGCAGCAAUGGAAAGCGAGUCCCACUGAGUGACAAAUUGAAAUCGCUCCUCGAGGAUGAAGUCGUACAGUACGGCAAGCUUGGGCUUCGCGUGAUAGCACUCGCGAGCAUCGACAACGUCACCUCGCAACUGGCCACGACUGCCAAGACCAACAGAGAAUAUGCCCAAGUCGAGCAGGGCAUGACUCUGCUCGGUCUUGUUGGCAUGCUCGAUCCGCCGCGUCCAGAAGUGGCAUUGAGCAUUCGUCAAUGCCGUGAGGCUGGUAUUCGUGUUGUGGUCAUCACCGGCGACAACCAAAACACCGCCGAAACGAUCUGCCGGCAAAUUGGAGUCUUCGGCGAGGACGAGGAUCUUACUGGCAAGAGCUACACCGGACGGCAGUUUGAGAGUCUCAGCGAGAAGGACAAGCUAAAGGCUGCGCAGACUGCGUCGUUAUUCUCGCGUACCGAACCUGGCCACAAAUCGAAGUUGGUCGAUCUCCUGCAAUCCGCUGGAGAGGUUGUGGCCAUGACGGGAGAUGGUGUCAAUGAUGCUCCCGCAUUGAAGAAGAGCGACAUUGGCGUUGCUAUGGGCACUGGUACCGAUGUUGCCAAGUUGGCUGCAGACAUGGUUCUCGCCGACGACAACUUCGCCACGAUUGAGAGCGCCGUUGAAGAAGGUCGCAGCAUCUACAACAACACCCAGCAAUUCAUCCGGUACUUGAUCUCCUCGAACAUCGGCGAAGUGGUGUCGAUCUUCUUGACUGCCGCCCUCGGCAUGCCGGAGGCUCUGAUCCCCGUGCAACUCCUUUGGGUGAACCUGGUUACUGAUGGUCUUCCCGCCACUGCUCUGAGUUUCAAUCCCAAGGAUCACGAUGUGAUGAAACGACCACCGAGGAAGCGGGACGAGAAGCUCGUCGGCGGCUGGCUCUUCUUCCGUUACAUGGUCAUUGGCAUUUAUGUCGGCCUGGCGACUGUGGGAGGAUAUGCGUGGUGGUUCAUGUUCUACGAAGGUGGCCCUCAGAUCACCUUCUGGCAUUUGACGCACUUUCAUCGCUGCAAGUCCGCCUUCCCCGAGAUCGGCUGUGCCAUGUUCUCCAACGACUCCGCCAAAGCCGCCUCGACCGUGUCGCUCUCGAUCCUUGUGGUGAUUGAGAUGCUCAACGCGAUGAACGCCCUCUCCUCCUCCGAAUCACUCCUCACCCUGCCUCUCUGGAAGAACAUGAUGCUGGUCUACGCCAUCACCUUGUCGAUGGCGCUUCACUUCGGCCUUCUCUACACCCCAAUCCUCCAGACCAUCUUCGGCAUUGUCCCGCUGAACUGGGACGAAUGGCAGAUUGUGCUGGGCUGGAGCGCACCCAUCAUCCUGAUUGAUGAGGCGCUGAAGUACGUGGAACGAGGCUGGUUCUUGCCGGUGACGGAGGCGGCGAAGAUGCACCAAAAGAAGAUCGACUGAUUGUAUCGGCUGGCCUACUCUAUGUAUACGCUGUCAUAGACCCAUCUAGAAUUAGACACCCUA